Messenger RNA from Caenorhabditis sp. 36 PRJEB53466, 344 nucleotides. The record is from the annotation of a GenBank genome assembly. NCBI's taxonomy places the organism in Eukaryota, Metazoa, Nematoda, Chromadorea, Rhabditida, Rhabditidae.
AUGUCGGAUUUCUCCGUCAACUCUUCCAACACCGACAUCGAUCCGAUGCCUGUGGAGUGCGACGCGGAGUAUGAGGAGACUCGAGAACUCGUCAAAUUCGGUCUCCAAUUCGUGUACCUCCUACUCGGCAUCGCACUGAAUUCGGCGUUGUUGUGGACCAUCUGGAAGCGGUACCGCGAGACGUACCUCUCCAAUUCGUUUUUCGUUCUCUUCUCCAUGGAUUGUGCUGUGGUGAGUUCUCUUCUGUUUUUAGGAAAAGAGUUUGAAAAAAAGUGCAUUGAAAGUGCGAAACUACUCCAUCAUUUGUCGCUUUGAAUCUUGAACCAUUGGUCUUACAAGACUAA